Lates calcarifer (barramundi perch) is the source of this 5057-nucleotide messenger RNA. It is a transcript of the gene mlh3, whose product is annotated as mutL homolog 3 (E. coli). Lineage: Eukaryota; Metazoa; Chordata; Actinopteri; Centropomidae. The record is from RefSeq and is a predicted model, not a curated record. Gene Ontology annotation, molecular function: ATP hydrolysis activity; mismatched DNA binding; ATP binding. Gene Ontology annotation, cellular component: mismatch repair complex. Gene Ontology annotation, biological process: mismatch repair.
GAUAUAACACACUUCGUACAGUAGGUGGCGGUGUGCAAAUUGAAAAAUGGCUCCAAAGUUCCAAUGACCAAGGGCAAAAGAAGAAGAGGUCCGUCACACCGGUAGAUGGCACUGUUACCUUUGGUUGUUAGCUGCUAGGUUUAUCUUUUUUGUUUCACGUUGACUGUAAACAGGAAUUGAAUUUUUAUCAGUUGGUUUUACUAUUGUUCAUUUUAUGUAUGUAAUUUAAUGAGUUGAGAAACCUGAGUUUUUUAUUAUGUCACGGUCAAACGGUUAUUGUUGGAAUACGCGGAACUAGCUAGCGUAAAGCUAACGUUACCGAACGUUAGUUAGCUAACAGACAGCUGCCUAGUUACUGUAUUGCUAAAUAUAAGUGAACUGGUGAACACAAUGAUUAAGUGUUUGCCCAAAGAGGUUCAGGGGAAACUUCGCUCCGGUGUCGCCAUCCCGUCCCUUCAACAGUGUUUGGAGGAGCUCAUCCUAAACAGCAUCGAUGCCGAGGCGACCUGUGUGGGGGUCAGGAUGGACAUGGAGGCGUUAAAAGUUCAGGUAAUCGACAACGGCGCUGGGAUGAGCGCUGAAGAUAUUGAGCGUGUGGGAAACAGAUACUACACAAGCAAAUGCAACUCUCUUGAAGACCUGGACGACCUCAAGUGGUACGGUUUUAGAGGAGAAGCCUUGGCGAGUAUAGUUUCUUUAGCCACGCUUGUUGAAAUCUCGUCCCGAACCAGAUCAACAGUUAAAACACACGUGAAGAUUUUCAAGAACGGCAAAGGCUUGGACGUCUUCGAAGCAGAGACGGCUCGACCCUCUGCGGGGACGACUGUUGUCAUUUGUAACUUCUUCCACAACAUGCCAGUCCGGAGGAAGAGGAUGGAUGCUGUGCUGGAGGGUGAGAGGAUCAGACACAGGGUCGAGGCUAUUUCUCUGAUGCAUCCUUCUGUGUCUUUCACCCUGAAGAAUGACUGCACAGGAGCCAUGAUGGUGCAGCUUCCCAAAGCCAAAAACACGUAUCACAGGUUUGUUCAGAUACACAGUCUUGUGCGAGCACAGAAACUGAGAGAAAUUAGCUACACACAUGGGCAGUUUGAGGUGACCGGUUACAUUGGCAGAGAGGGCCACUACAACAACAGUUUACAGUUUCUGUAUGUAAAUGCCAGACUGCUGCUGAAAACACGCAUACACAAGCUGCUGAACUUUCUCCUACGCAGACUGAGCAGUUCAAAUCAGAAAUGUGACAGUCCAGAUGGGCAGUCUGCCAUUAGGAGUCCAAAGCACAAACGAAGCCAAGAGCUGCAUGGAGUAUAUAUCAUCAAUAUCAAAUGUCCUUACUCAGAAUAUGACAUUUGUCUUGAGCCUGCCAAAACUCUAAUAGAGUUCAAAGAUUGGGAUGGCAUUUUGCUCUGCAUAGAAGAAGCAGUGAAAGCUUUUCUGAGCAGGGAGAACUUGGUGGCUGUGCUUUCUCAGGAUGACUUGGACUAUGUGUCUCCUCAGCUGUUUAGCACUGACAGUACAGAUCAAGAGGGGAACAGCAGUGGCAAAGGCGGCCAGGCAGCUAGCAGUGCUUCCACGCUAGAUUGCAGUAUUGGAAUGAAACUGGCAUCUGAAUCUGUUCAUCGUAAGCGCAAAGAUGACUGUGUUUCUGAGGACAGAGUUUGCCAGGAGUCUGAUCUGAUGGAAUGUAAAGGCGAUGAGGCUGAAAAGAUGCCUGCAGAUGACUUGGAGAAGAUACAAAGUGAAGGAAAAGAAUGUAGAGAUGAGCCUCAGUGUCAACUGGAACCUGCAUCUGAUGAUAACAUUACUGAAGAAGAGGAGCCAACAUUCAGUAAAGCUGAGGAAGGCUCUCAAAUUAUGUGCAUAUCAAGGCCAGUCAGACAAUUGAAGAGUGAAGAACCACAACUUUCUAAAGGAAGACACGAGACACGAUUAAACAAUGCCUCCUCUGCCAGUGAUGUGAUUUUACCAGACAGCAUCACUCAACAAAUUCAGCCUGAUUUAAACUGCAUUGAGCAAUUAUUACCUGACCAUGUGGGUGCAGGAGGACACAAACAGACUUUAAUGAGUAAUAGAAAGAUCUGUCUGUCUGAUCCAUUCAUUCAUCAAAGUCUGCAGACUCAGGAUGUUUCCCAAAUCAACAGGUCAGUGUUUCAGAAGCAAAAUUUAGCACAGAAAGGCAAGGAGAGAUCCCUUGUGUCAAAAUAUAAAAUUUCACUGAAUGCAGACUGUGACAUUCCCUCAAAGAUUUCCAGAAUUGAAUCUUGUCAAAGGUUGUCUUUAUGUAAGGAGUCUGGAUCUCUUGACAAGUUUAGAAGAGCAUUUGGUCAAUCUAAUGAAGUUAAAUUACCCUCUCUGGAGACUAAUUUACAGAACAACACUAGGCUCCCGCAGAAUCCCCAGAAUUAUUUGGUUUGCCAGAAAGAUCAGCAGGAUGGUGAUGUUACACAGACACAAAAAAAUGAGACACCGAGCCAAAGCCCACCAGCCCUCUCUGUUUUCACCAAGCUAAAACCAGUUUCAGCUCAGAGUAAAGGCAAGAAAUCUUUGGCGGCUAAACUCUGCCAUUUGAAACAACACAAGUCCGAGGGUUCAAAAGCCUCACAGGACAAUACCUGUCUCAGCAGUGGUGAUGACAUCCAAGACAGCAACAACAAUGAGAAUCUCUGUGACACUGCACUGAAUCCUGAGCUGGUCUCAGGUUGCAAUACAAACCCUCAGUCGGGUGAGAAAGAAGAGGAUGCAGGUGACUGGCUUCAUCACUAUGAUACAUCCGUGGGAAAGACGGUUUACGUCAACAGAGUGACCGGGCUUAGCAAAUAUGAGGACCCAUCUACUGAAGACACACAAGUGCGCUGUUCAUCUGAUGUCACCAAUAUGGCUGUUAGUGUCGUCUCUGAAACAGGGAUGGAACACAGAUGUUACCCAUUUCAGGUGGAUGUUGUGUUGCCCUUCCUGCCUAAAUCCAGGACAGGAAGAGUGAUUAGUUCAGGGCUUGGUGACAGAGAUGGUGGUGGUGAGAGCUCCAAUUCACUUUCCUCACUGUACUCAAAAUGGAAUAACCCUGUCUUUGUCCAACCUCCUAUGGUUGGUGUGGACAUAUCAAGUGGGCAAGCUGAUGGACUGGCUGUAAAGAUCCAUAACAUCCUGUUUCCAUACCGCUUUUCUAAGGCCAUGAUUCACUCAAUGAAGGUUAUUCAUCAAGUGGAUAAGAAGUUUCUCGCAUGCCUUAUCAAUACAAGAGAUGAAGAACCUGCAGCACACACUGAAACUGAAGGGAAUCUUUUGGUGCUGGUGGAUCAACAUGCUGCACAUGAGAGAGUUCGACUUGAAAAUCUAGUUGCAGAUUCCUAUGAGGAUGACCCAGAUGCAUCAGGGGAAAGACGUUUGUGUUCAUCAACCAUUUUGCCACCUCUUGAGAUCAGUGUAACGGAGGAGGAGCUGAGGCUGCUCAGGUCUUGUGAGACACAUUUACGGAUCUUGGGCUUGCGGAUGAAGUUCUCACAGGCAGCAGAUCCCCAAGUAUUUGUGGGGAAGGUACCACUGUGCUUCAUGGAGAAGGAGAGUAAUGAGCUAAGACGGGGGAGACCAUCUGUUAUCAAGCCCAUAGUUGAGGAGUAUCUUCGAGAGCAGAUUGAGUUACUCCGCUCAACUGGUAGAGUGAGAGGAACGUUACCUCUCACUGUACUAAAAGUGCUUGCCUCUCUAGCGUGCCACGGUGCCAUUAAAUUCAAUGACACCUUGAGCAAAGAUGAAUGCCACAGCCUGGUAGCAUCCUUAUCUUCCUGCCAGCUGCCCUUCCAGUGCGCCCAUGGCCGUCCUUCCAUUGCUCCCCUGGUAGACGUCCUCCAUUUGGAUAAAGACCAGAAGGAAUUACAGAAACCUAACCUCCGAAAGCUGAGAAGAAUGCAUAAAGCUUGGGAACUUUAUGGAAAUAGAUAAGUGGGUGUGUAUUUUAUUUUAAAUGUGUAGUUUAUUCCCAACAAAAUGAACUGUAACCAAAAAAAACCUUAUAAAUGGCUAAAACAGUCACAUUCCCCAAAAAGCCCUGCAGUUGAAACAUUUUGUUUUGUAGUAAAGCAACUGUAAAUAGAGUUUAGUAUUUAUAUAAAUAAUAUAUUGUCAUAAAUGAAUAACAUUUGGUUUUGUAAGUACAGAGAAAGAGAACAUACUAAAAUAAAUUGAUGUUAAUUAAAUUUGAUGCAUCAUCAGAAAAGCAGAAAAAGGCACAUUGUGAUGUUCAGGUAAAUAUUCCCAAACUUGGGAGUCCACUUUGAUGAUCGAGCUGCAUCCUUCAGGUUGAGCUUAAAAAACGACCUCAGUCAAUCAACUUCUUUGUUUUGAAGAAUCGUUUCAAAUAAAAAACCUGCCACGUGGCCAGUGCAGUCAAACAGCACAUGGAGAUGAUGCUGAAGAGCAGCACUUGUGUAUUGGUGGAACCUGUUUGACACAGUCAGAUAGUGUUAAAAAGUCGAAACAUUUUUUUAAAUGGCUCAGUCACCUUGAUGGUUUCAGUGGCUUUUAGUGAUUUAGAGCAUAUUGCUCUGUCCAUUUACCAUUUGUGUCUCUCAUCUCUUUCCAUCAUUUCCUCAAGUUAUCUGCAAUGGAGUGGGAGAGGUACUCAAAGUGUCUUAGCCUCGCCUCAAGGGGGGUUAGUUUCUUCUCUUUUUCAAUUUGUCAAAGAGGUUGGCAAGAAUAAUAUUUAUCAAUCCUGUGUAGGUGCUGUGAUCUCUAUGCAUCAUCUCACUGUUGGCACAAAGUUCAUCAUGGACUGAAUUAUCAGUAAGAGUUUGGAUUAAUAUUCAUACAGUAUUAACACAGUCCCUCACCUCUUCAUAAUUCUUCUGCGUCCGUGCCAUGCUUUGUGUUCAGUUUAACCAGGUGGUCUGGGAUCCUCCCGGUGCCUAAUGUCAAUCAUUAAUCACUUAUUAUGUUAUUUGACAGAAAAUAAUUAGGCUUUUUCCAUUACUUGGAUUAACCCAACUAUUCAUCUCAUAAUAAUAUAAUAAUUUAUGUACUGUUUGUUCCUUUGAGUUAGAAUAUUCCCUUUAUCUGUAAUAGUU